AUGACUUAUGACAGAGAGAAAAGAUCAUUGUUUGUGAGCAUCAGUGCGCUAACUGAGGAGGACGCAGUUGUGUACUGGUGUGGAGUCUACUCUCCAAUGAAUCAGUUCACUGGAGUGAAAUCCUUCGUGCUGCAUGUGACUCCUCUGAUUGGAUAUGAAGGAGGAGAACUGAGGGUCCGAUGCCCUUAUGAGAGAAUAUAUGAGGAGAAUGAAAAGUAUUUGAAUAGAGUGGGAUCCCCUCACCAUAGUGAAUCAAAGACUCUCAUUCAGACCAACCGGUCCCAGACACAAGCUACAGAAGGGAGAUUCUCUCUGUAUCAUGACACCACUGCAAGAGUCUUCACUGUGACCAUCACUGGACUCAACGCUGAGGAUUCUGGGAAGUAUGAGUGUGGAGUUAAGAGAAACAUUUCUGAUAUCCGUAAUGAGCUUCAGGUGUUGGUUAAACAAUUGGAGAAUAUCAUUGGAUAUAAGGGCAAAUCUGUCUCCAUCACCUGCAAGUAUCACAGGAAGGAGACUGGAAGAGAUGAGAACAGGAAAUAUUUCUGCAAAGGACCAUCACCGUCAGAAUGUUUAAAUACUGGGGUCAAAGUUCAAACAGACAUGACAGUAGAAGACAGAUUCUCUCUGAGAGACGAGCCAACAUCUGGAGUCUUCACUGUGACCAUCACUGAUCUGAGAGCAGAGGAUGCUGGGAUAUACUGGUGUGUGGAAUGGAGUGAUAAUGUAGGAUACAACACCACUGCAGUGAAGGUGGAGGUAGAGACAGAUGUUCAUCAAGCAACAACAAUGCUGCCAUUAGCAUCGACAACUUCCACUGAUAAGAAAUCUGACUAUGCUGGUCCUCCUGUCAUGUUGACCGUGUGUCUGGCCAUAGCAGUGCUGGUGCUUGGGAUUGCUGUCCUCAUAUGCAUCAAACACAGGAGAACGAGGACACAAGGUUUGGCCUCCACAUCAGUCAACAGCAGUGCCAGACAGGAUCGCCCAGUGGAUUGUGUUUAUGAAGAAGUGAAGCAUAUUAGCCAUCCCAUGAACCCAGAGGCUAUUGUGUUUGCAAAUGCUCAAUUACCCGCAAAGCCCUCUGAUGGGCCCACUUACUCCACUGUCCAAUUACCCACAAACCCCUCUGAUGAGCCCACCUACUCCACUGUCCAAUUACCCACAAACCCCUCUGAUGGGCCCACCUACUCCACUGUCCAAUUACCCACAAACCCCUCUGAUGGGCCCAUCUACUCCACUGUGAACUUCCACAAGAACCAGGAGGCAGCAGCAGAGGCUGACGUCACCUUCAGUAUAUAG
Messenger RNA from Alosa alosa (allis shad), 1299 nucleotides. RefSeq names its product polymeric immunoglobulin receptor-like. The record is from RefSeq and is a predicted model, not a curated record. NCBI's taxonomy places the organism in Eukaryota, Metazoa, Chordata, Actinopteri, Clupeiformes, Clupeidae. The transcript is spliced from 7 exons. Bases 1 to 1299 code for a protein of 432 amino acids.